This is a messenger RNA of Pterocles gutturalis (yellow-throated sandgrouse), 1682 nucleotides long. Its product is annotated as voltage-dependent L-type calcium channel subunit beta-4. Gene Ontology annotation, biological process: regulation of voltage-gated calcium channel activity; chemical synaptic transmission; calcium ion transmembrane transport. Gene Ontology annotation, cellular component: voltage-gated calcium channel complex. Gene Ontology annotation, molecular function: protein binding; high voltage-gated calcium channel activity. The annotation marks the transcript as partial. The record is from RefSeq and is a predicted model, not a curated record. The transcript has 12 exons. Lineage: Eukaryota; Metazoa; Chordata; Aves; Pterocliformes; Pteroclidae.
GGCUCAGCAGAUUCAUACACAAGCAGACCCUCAGACUCAGAUGUCUCUUUGGAGGAAGAUAGGGAAGCAAUCCGACAAGAAAGAGAACAACAAGCGGCGAUACAACUUGAAAGGGCAAAGUCCAAACCAGUAGCAUUUGCUGUCAAGACUAAUGUGAGUUACUGUGGAGCUCUGGAUGAAGAUGUUCCUGUCCCAAGCACUGCCAUCUCUUUUGAUGCCAAGGACUUCCUCCACAUUAAAGAGAAAUAUAAUAAUGACUGGUGGAUAGGAAGGCUGGUGAAGGAGGGCUGCGAGAUUGGCUUUAUUCCAAGCCCGCUUCGACUGGAGAAUAUCCGCAUCCAACAGGAGCAGAAGAGAGGACGUUUCCAUGGAGGGAAAUCAAGUGGCAAUUCUUCCUCAAGCCUUGGAGAAAUGGUUUCUGGCACAUUUCGAGCCACACCCACUUCCACAGCAAAACAGAAACAAAAAGUGACAGAACACAUUCCGCCGUAUGAUGUAGUACCAUCCAUGAGGCCGGUUGUCCUGGUGGGUCCGUCACUGAAGGGCUAUGAGGUGACGGACAUGAUGCAGAAAGCUCUCUUUGACUUCCUGAAGCACAGGUUUGAUGGGAGGAUAUCGAUAACUAGAGUGACAGCCGACAUUUCUCUUGCAAAGAGGUCUGUUCUAAACAAUCCAAGCAAGAGGGCAAUAAUUGAGCGGUCAAAUACAAGGUCCAGUUUAGCUGAAGUACAGAGUGAAAUUGAAAGAAUCUUUGAGCUGGCAAGGUCCUUACAGCUGGUUGUCCUGGAUGCAGACACUAUCAAUCACCCUGCACAGCUUAUCAAGACAUCUUUAGCACCGAUUAUUGUCCAUGUUAAAGUGUCUUCUCCAAAGGUUUUGCAGCGACUGAUUAAAUCUAGAGGAAAGUCACAGAGUAAGCACUUGAAUGUUCAGUUGGUGGCAGCUGAUAAACUUGCACAAUGCCCACCAGAAAUGUUUGAUGUAAUUUUGGAUGAGAAUCAGCUCGAAGACGCUUGCGAACACUUGGCAGAGUAUCUCGAGGCAUACUGGCGUGCUACCCACACCACCAGUAGCACCCCCAUGACUCCUCUGCUGGGGCGGAAUUUAGGAUCCACUGCACUUUCACCAUACCCUGCUGCCAUCUCUGGAUUACAGGGAUAGCUCAAAAACGGCUGAACUUUGAAACUUCAAACCUGGCAUGUAAAUAGUCCUUAAUGAGAAGUACGUGCUUUACUAAGUUUGAAAACAGAAAAUGUUUUUGAUGAAUAGUUAUGAAUGCUUGAGAAGAUGAGGAGGACUGCAGCAAGCUUUUAAGUCUGAAAGUUUCAGGAGUUCUGUAUGCGUGUGACUUGCUGGGAGUGUGUGCUUUCUCCUGUACGUCAAAAGUAGAGCUGAGCACAUGACAUUUAAUGAAUAAUUCUCCUGACAAAUUUUAACCUCUGUUCUGCUCAUAGAGUAUCUGGAAGCAGGUAACAGUUUGGAAGGAAACGAUGCGUUGUUGAGUGUUUUCAGUUAACGUAAAGCUGUUUUUUCUGUGAGUGGAUUGCACUUCCCGGAAGGUGCAUGGUACCUGCUGCUCACGUUUCUAAUGCUGUGCUUGAUUUUAUCAGGGUCAGCAAGUCACUGUCUCCUGACUGGCUGAACGCACAAGCACUGUUCUGUUACUAAUCACAUGCACAUGU